This is a messenger RNA of Seriola aureovittata, 6020 nucleotides long. It is a transcript of the gene e2f1, whose product is annotated as E2F transcription factor 1. Gene Ontology annotation, cellular component: Rb-E2F complex. Gene Ontology annotation, biological process: G1/S transition of mitotic cell cycle; regulation of transcription by RNA polymerase II. The transcript has 7 exons. The coding region runs from base 1129 to 2496 and encodes 455 amino acids. NCBI's taxonomy places the organism in Eukaryota, Metazoa, Chordata, Actinopteri, Carangiformes, Carangidae. The record is from RefSeq and is a predicted model, not a curated record. Gene Ontology annotation, molecular function: RNA polymerase II cis-regulatory region sequence-specific DNA binding; protein dimerization activity; DNA-binding transcription factor activity, RNA polymerase II-specific.
UGUAGAUCAGCUGGGACAAUAACAACAAUAACAGCCGAUAACGAGGUCGCGACGGCGCUUUCACGUAUGGACCGCUCCCGGUGCGAACAACCGAAGGACCGGCGGCUCCUGUUGUAAAGGAUGCGUGUGUAUUUCACCGCUUUAUUCCUUUUAUUUCCAGUUUUGUCGGACUGCUUCCUGCGUGCCCCAACAAAACGAGGGGGUUGAAGAACUGCGGCUAAUAACUUAGCUAGCAUGCUAAUCUGCCAUAUAAUUUCAUAUGUAACGAUUUCUAUGUAUUAUCUGCUGAAAUAGUGUCGCUCUCAUACGUGUACUGUCAAAGAUGCUUUUGAGAUACGAUGAUGCCUUUUGCUUAGUAGGUAUUUUAUUUCGAUAGCUUACUUCUGGAAAGCUGCUAUAAAGUUUUAAUAGCCUUUUAACUAAGCCCCGUCUCAGGCGUGAGGAGAAAUAAUACAGUUUUAUAGACGUAAAGAGCUAGUUUAGUGGCUGCUCCGGGUUGUUUGUGAACUUGUGUCAGUCUGUGUUGUCAGGACAGAAGCUAGCUCGUUAGCAGGGUCGGUAGCUGUGUUGAGGGCAGUGUGGCCAGGCCUCGCGGCUGUACUGUACUGACAGGAGAGAUGAAAACAAAAGAUUAGCUUGCUCCCUUGCUAGCUCGCUAACCUCCAGUUUUUAUUACUGCCACGGCCAAUGCAUGACUCUUUCUUUGAUAACAUAUCAGCUUCCGAGCCUCGAGGCGCAGAGUUGGUAAUGCAUUUAGCAAUAUUAUUUUAUUUACCAAAUUUCCUGUUAGGCAGAACACCCUGUCUUGCUGUUUCACCAUAAGCGUAAAAUUGAUUUAGCACGUCGCCUGCGAUAGUUGUCACUUAAAGUUAUAUUGUUAGUCAGGGCAUGUGUGUAGUAGCUUCUUUAUAAACAAUAAGGCAGACAAUAGAGAAAGAGAAGCAUUUUAUAGAGAUGUUUGGGAACACCUGCAGGAAAACUUUCAGGAGGUUUCAACAUUGUUCCUUAAAUUCACUGAGUACAGCAAAUGCAAGUAGGUGCUGAGCCUCUGUGUAACCACAACGUCUUAGUUUGUGAUCCCUCAGCCCCCCUCAAGUCCAGUGAAGGGGUACUCAGUGACACACUGCAAUGUCAGAAACUCUGAUAACAGGGCAGACAUCGGAGGAUCUGUUGGCCGACUUUGAGACUCUGCUGAACUCUGGCAGCAUUGACCUGGGCGAGGACCAUCAGAUAGUGAUCAUCACCAGCCCCAGCAAUGAGGGACUCCACCCUGCCGUGGCCCCCACCAGCACAGGGGAAAUCCUGCUGUUUGCCACACCCCAGGGCCCCGCUGACGUGGGCAUCCAGGACAAGAGACGACCGGCUCUGGGAAGACCUCCGGUGAAGAGAAAGUUGGACCUGGAUAGUGACCAUCAGUAUGUCAGCACCACUCGACCGUCCGUGGGCCAAGCACCACCCUCCACACCUGCCCCUCCCAGAGUUCCUAGAACCACCACAGAGAAGUCACGGUAUGACACGUCGUUGAACCUGACCACCAAACGCUUCCUCAGCCUGUUGUCCCAGUCAGCUGACGGCGUGGUGGAUCUGAACUGGGCCUCGCAGGUCCUGGACGUCCAGAAGAGACGCAUCUACGACAUAACCAACGUCCUGGAGGGAAUCCAGCUCAUCUCCAAGAAGUCCAAGAACAAUAUCCAGUGGCUUGGUAAUCGAAUUGAUGCAGCAUUGGUUUCCCGCCACAAGGAGUUGCAGAGGGAGGUGUGUGACCUCACAGAGGCUGAGGAGCAGCUGGACGAGCUCAUUUCCAAAUGCAACCUGCAGCUCCGACUUGUCACAGAGGACCCGCAGAACAAGAAGUUGGGUUAUGUGCGCUGCCAGGACCUGAGGAAGUCAUUUGAUUCCCCGGACCAGCUGGUGAUGGUGAUCAGAGCUCCGCCAGAGACCCAGAUGCAAGUUUCAGAACCCAGCGAGGGUUACCAGGUGUCGCUGAGGAGCACGCGGGGUCCAAUCGAUGUCUUCCUCUGUCCAGAAGACAGCUCCGGCGUCUGCAGCCCCAUGACGGGCAGCAGUCCCUCGAAACCCGCCGCUGCUGACCCCUCCCUGGUCCCGCCUCCCACACAACCCACGGACCAAUCGCAAGCCAAAACCUCCACGACCCCCCUGGAGGUGGGUUUAUCAUCCCCAGCGUCGACCUCGUCAACAGUGACGGCAGCCUCCCAGCAAGAGCCCUCAUCACUGGUGUUAGGUGGUUACACAGAAUCGCUCCUGGGAGGCGAUCCCUUCUCCGGCCUCGGGGACAUGCCAGACUUUGACCUCUCACCCCUCUCCUCCUCGGACUUCCUGAACGGAGAAGGCCUCCAUCUCCCAUUGGACGGUUUCAUCAACCUGUCCCCCCCCCACAGUCACGACUACCACUUUGGACUGGAGGACCACGAAGGCAUCAGCGAACUGUUCGACUGUGACUUCGGCGACCUGUCGCAAGUUUUGGGCGACAGUUAGACGAAAAGAAGAGGAGGUGGAGGAGGAGGAGGAGGAACAUGGGAAAAUGAUCAAAUUUAGGACUAAAUGAGGCCUGGAAAUCAACAUUUUAUGGACAAAAUGUUUGUUAAGAAAAAAAACAAAACAAAAAAAACACACAGGCUUAAUGUAACCUUAAAUUUGGGGAUGGAGGAAAAUUAUUGGCGGAUAAAUUGCCUGUGAAAUGCCCCAAGUACAAAAUCUUAAAAUUUCCCCCAGAUUAUACAGCACAUUAUUAGCACUUCUUCUUUGGCCAAUUAAACAUUUUAGACCAAGACUUUAGCUUUAGCCUAGCUAUUUAAAUUAUUUAUAUGAAUGUUAUUUUGAUAUUUUGUACUAAGUGAGGUUCCUGUUGUUAUUGAUGAUGUUUUAUCCAAGUGGAUUGUGCAGGUGUUUGUGUGUGUGUGUGGAGUAUGGACUCAUUGGGCUGGUUUCCUUAACACUGAUUAGUUUGCAUGCAUAAGGCUCGGCUCCGUAAAUGGCUCAGUCUGAGGGGGGGAAACGGUUUGCAUCACACAGCUUCAGGCUGGUGCUGCUCUAAUGAAACCAGGAUUAAUAUUAGUACAGAUCCAUUUGCCGGGCUUUCUGAAAGCGUCUUGGAGCUGUGGUGUAGUUUCACACUCUUUUUCUUUUUUCUUUUUCACAAUAAUGGUCAAUAUAAGCUUGAAACUAAAGUCAAAGUCUUCUCCCUCACAAUUAAUUUGUGUCUAAAACUGGAAUCCUGAAAAGCUGGAUCCUCCUAACGUCCCAGGUCCAGACUAGAUUUGCACAUGUUCCUCAGCCUCCCACAGUUUGUAAUGAACGGCUGAUGGUCUGUUUUCAGCCUUUUUUUCAGGGGGGGUGAACACAAACUAAGAACUAAGAUGAACCCUCAACUUUCUUCAAGUUAGGUAAAAGGGUUACCAUGGCGUUUUUUAAUAUUUGAUUUAUUUCUCUUCACAUUGUCAUGUUUCCACAUUUGUCCUUUAGCUGUCCGGAGUUUGGAAGGAAAAAUAAGCAAAUUAAAGUUGGUGUGUAGGAAACCAGGUGAUGAUAGACUGCUGCAGUUAUGCUAGCGGGUGAAAACUAAUACUGAAUAUGUUGUUCUCUAUUAGUUAGCUAGGCGUUUAGCCAUAGUCUCAGGUGUUCGGAGCAGAGCAAAAUCUGAAAUCGACGUUUUUGAUGCAACAUGAGAGUGACUGUUUUAGAUGUGUUUCACAGGUGACGUGUAGGUUGACAAUAGAUUCUUACAGUUUUAGAAAGCGCUGGAAGGUGGUGCAUGAGGUUCUUUUUUUUUUGGUUUGUUUGUUUGUUUGUUUGUUUUUUCAGCCGGGGGUUCAGGUGAGAAAACUUCAGUAGAUCCUCACAAGCCGUUCACUCUUCAUCGCAUGUUUUCUGAAAGCAUUCUCUCUAUGGUUUAUUUAUCAUUCACGGGCAAAUUAAAGCACAGCUGCAUCUUUACUUUUAUCAAUCUAAUCAGUGUAGAACAGUGAUUGCUUCAGGAGGAAGUUAAGUGGAAGUGAUGGGCUCUCACUUCAGCUAUAUGCACAUCAGAUCAGUUCAGGAAGUUAAUGUUCAAGCCUUAAAUCUAUGACCUUUACCAAGUAAAGGGACGCACAUCUUAGUCUCAGCCCAAUAAGGAUUAAUUCCUGCUUGUUUUUCCACUGUAGUCGGCGUCAGGCUUCGUGUCCACAUGCUACUACACAUCUUGUUUGUGUUUCUGUUGAAACCACAUUGAUUUUUUUCAAUUGAAUUAAGCAGCAAUAACAGAUGUUUUCUCAUCAUGUGCUCAGUGUGAGAUGGAAAACUGUCCUGCUACGUGUUGUGUGUCGUCGUCGUCAUUGUUGUUGUUAGAAAUGUCUGCAUCAAACUUUUUUUUUUCUCUUGUUCUAAGUUAUGUAAGCUAACAUGUUUUUCCAUUCCUGAAGUGUAGGGUUUUAGUGUGUGUGUGUGUGUGUGUGUGUGUGUGUGUGUGUGUGUGUGUGUGUGUGUGUGUGUGUGUGUGUGUGUGUGUGUGCGCGCGGGUGCAUGUGUGUGGGGGGAAAAAAAAAAAAUACAAGUUGUUUGUUGAAUUUCAUAUUUAUUUAAAAAGGAAAAAAAAGUUUUAAUAGAAAAAAUGGUACAAAAUUUUUUUAUUCAUUUUCUUGCAGGAAGGGACUUUAUACCCAUACUUUUAUUUUAAGUCAUGCUUUGUUUAAUUGUCCUUCACUGGUGAAAAGAAGAAUUUUGUUUUGUAAAUUAGCUUCUCAUUAGUAGCACAUUUACAUUUUGCCAUGUUUUUUUCUUUUGUUUUGUUUGUUUGUUUUUGUUUUGCCCUUAUGGAGAAUAUAUAUUUUCCUAUCUUACCUUUUGUGCAUGUGCAACCUUCGCAUUGGCCAAAUGAUGCCAACAAAUAUUUUUCAAGGGAAAUUCACAAAUAGAGUAUAUUUGUCAUUUUUGACUUAAUGUGACUUAAUGUGUAAGUUAAUUCUUCAGACCCUGCCAGGUCGCGGCGCGGUCAGUCACUUCAGUGUAGAUUAUUAGACAUCGCAGUUGCAGGCAACAUUGCUGUUCUAAGGUUGUACAUGUAUUGUAGUGUAGCCCUUGGGUGCCUCAUGUGAAUGUGUGAAAAACCUUGCAACCGCAGCCAUCUUUUCUUUUCGUUUGUUACGUUUGGAAACCUUAAAAAUCCAGCGUAUAAUUUUAUCAGCAUCUGACAAGUUUUUUUUUCAAACUGACAGCAUCUUUAUAAGCCACUGAAAUGCGAGGCUUCCUGGAAUGUAUCUUAUGGUAUCUUUUUUUUUUUUUUUUUCUGUCUCGGUCUUCAGCUUCCACCAGCGGCUGAAAUGAUCGACCGAAAGUGAGCAGUUCAUGUCGCCAGCCUUUUGUGAAAGUUGUGUGAUGUUUUGGUUCUCUGCAGGACGGAUGCAGUGCCUUGUUUGGCGUAAAUUAUGAAUUGUUAACAAUUGUCAAAAUGAGGAUUAAUUACUCUGUGCGGUCAUGGUGAAAGAAUGCAGUUUUGUUUCGGAAAAAGUUCAAAGGUAACAACAUUUGCACCUUUUUGUUUGAAAUCGAAUCUCCUUCAGUUAAAACUGCAGAAGGAGACGAUGAUAUUUUUGAAAUAAUGGGUCGGAGCUCGAUUGAAUUCAUCAUGAAAUAUAAGAUUUGAUCCAAAUGAUGUAACACUAUCAUAUCUCUAUAAAAAGGUGUUUUUUCCGUGUGUUUAAGUCACCGUUGGGACACAAAGGUUUAUAAGCUCAGUCCGCCGACAGAAGCUAUGACAUUUGCUUUAACAGAACAAAAGCGAAUUGACUCUAAUGACUCCUGAUUUAGUCGCUGUUCAAAGUGCUUUUAAGGGAAACUGUGGCUUAUCCAGCAAUUUAACAAUCAAUCACUUUUUUUCCUUUUUUUUUUUUUUUUUUUACAAAUUUUAUUAUCUGUUGCUACAUUCUGGGUUAAAAAAAUACAGGUUUGUACUUGUGAAUUAUUAAUGGGCUCCAAUAUGCCCUUUUGUAUCACUUUUUCUUUGACAAAAAUAAAAAAUUAAC